Pimephales promelas (fathead minnow) is the source of this 1268-nucleotide messenger RNA. Lineage: Eukaryota; Metazoa; Chordata; Actinopteri; Cypriniformes; Leuciscidae. The record is from RefSeq and is a predicted model, not a curated record.
UUCUGUUGUGUUGUCGAGGUGCUGACUGAAUACAAACUGUUAGAAAUGUGCUUUUAGUGUUAGAAAGACAAACAUUUUUUUCCCAUCCGCAUAUACGCGACUAAGUUUAGAAGCGGGCAGGAAUAUCUGGAGGACUCGGAGUAUCAACUGAACUGAGAUCUGCUGCUGUGAAGAUGGUGUUUGUUAAAGAGGAGAGUGAGGAGGACAUGAGUGAACCAGAACCCUGGAGAAUAAAACACGAGGAACAAGGAGGCCUGAUGAAAGUGAAAGAGGAAAGACCAGAUCUGAAUGAAGUGGAGGAGAAACAUCACCAGAAAGCUCAUGAUGUCACCGCUGGAGAGAAGCCAUUGAGUUGCUCCAAAACUGAAAACAGUUGCUCACAAAGCAGCAUCCGAAUAACAAAAGUCAAAAAGCCUUUCACCUGUUCUCAGUGUGGAAAGACUUUCACACGUAAAGGCAGUCUGAAGAAGCACAUGCUAAUUCAUGAUGGAAUAAAGCCUUUCAGCUGCUCUCAGUGUGGAAAGAGUUUUACACAGAAAACACACCUAAAUUAUCAUCUUUUAAUUCACAAUUUGGAAAAGCCUUUCACCUGUUCUCACUGUGGAAAGACUUUCACACGUAAAGAAUACCUUAAAACUCACAUGUUAAUUCAUGAUGGAAUAAAGCCUUUCACCUGCUCUCAGUGUGGGAAGAGUUUUACACAGAAAGGAAACCUUAACUAUCACAUGUUUAUUCAUACUGGAGAAAAGCCUUUCAGCUGCUCUCGCUGUGGACAAAGAUUUACACAUAAAGGACACUUUAAUGAACAUGUGUUAAUUCACAAUUCAGUAAAGCCUUUCGUCUGCUCUCAGUGUGGAAACUCUUACAGUCAUAAAUCAAGUCUUAAGAAUCACAUGUUAAUUCAUACUCGAAAAAGCCCUUUACCUGCUCUCAGCGUGGAAAGACAUGAGAAAUCACACUGAAGCAAUGCCUUACACAUGUGUUAGGAUAAAUAUUUUUGCAUCUCCUUUUCUGUCCAUCUAAUCAUUUCUUCUACAGUGUUUAGUCACACACUCGUAAGACAUGUGAUAGUUAUUAUAUAUAAGGCGUAAGGUUGCAUUUGGUAUAUGAAUGGAAUUGUUUGUCUCUCUAUGAACUCUUUCAGUGAAGUUGGCAGUCUCGUUUCUUUUCUAUAUGGACUUAUUAUUUUAUUUUUGUUUUUAGUCAACACCUGAGACUUGCUGAAUAAACUAUGGCACGAGCACAAUAAAGCUGACUUUGAGUCUGCA